GCACCGCAGGCCAGUCGCUGAGUAGUCGUUGCGGAGUGAGCACGUGUGCCCUUUCACGGUCCCCUUUUUUGUUUUACUUUCUUACCAAGGCACCAGAAGUGAAGUGGUGCCCGAGACUCGGGGGGGAUAAAGAGCAAAACGUGUGCCAGGGAUUGGGGGCAGUUCGGUCAAAGGUACAUCCAAAGUGUUCCAACUCGGUAGCAUAAGAGAUACGAGAGCAAGUUUUGUCGAAUGAUAUAGAGUGAUAAGAGUGAUUGUGAUAGUAACGUGUCUUCAAAACUCGAACGAAACGAACCAACUAUAGCGCCAUAGCGUUUCAAGUUACCGAUCGUCUAAUCUGUGAAGUGCACACCUUAUGUUCAGUUUUGUGUAAACCGUGCGUCCUUACAGCACACACACACACAUCCACCUCCAUCGGUGAACCAAGCGCAAGAUGAAUCGAAGCACCACAACAGUCCGUUCAGCAAGGUACCAACAGUGGCGCCUAGCUGGAUGUGGUCUACUACUACUACUAGUCCUGGCACAGCCCACUACGGGAGCCGACCUGAAGGAACGGGCCCGUGCCGCUUUGCUGCUGGAAAAACCGAACGGUCCUGCCAGCUGCAAAGUUCAGCAACCUCAGCCCUGCCCACCGAGCAAGUUCCGGUCGGCAUCCGGGGAAUGUAACAACUUCAACCACCGGUUCUGGGGUGCCCGCGGUGAUGCCUUCAUCCGGCUGCUCCAACCGGACUAUGCAGACGGCAGAUUAAAGCCACGUACCUCGGUCGGUUCGCAUGCGUUACCCACGCCAGACUUUAUCGUCAGUCAGCUGCAACGAUCCGUCGAUGAGAAGGCUAUCCAUCCGCACAUCACCGCCAUGCUGCCCGCCUGGGGACAGCUGUUGGCGUACGAUCUGGUGCAGAUCCUAUCGCCGAACUCACGCUACCGCUGCUGCCGCAAUCAAACGCAGGUCGACGAUUCACAGGACGACGUUGUGCAGUGUUACGUGCGGAUGGGUGAAGGAUGUCGCGAGUACAAGCGAUCUAUCCCAUCGCACGAUCCUACCAACUGUGAGUUCCACUAUCGCGAUCAGAUGAAUGCCGCCUCUGGCUUCCUGGACGGGUCGGGACUUUACGGUACGACGGAGAAGGAAAUCCAUGCGCUGCGUACGUACCUGAACGGUAAGGUAGAUACCGGUGCCUGUCUGCGCUGUAACGAGCCUGGUGCGAUCGGUGCACUGCACACGGUACUCCUGAAGGAACACAACCGCAUUGCCGAUCAGCUCGCGAAGCUUAAUCCGGAAUGGAGCGACACCACGCUGUUCUACGAAACGCGUCGCAUCGUGAUGGCCCAGAUACAGCACAUUACGUACAACGAGUUCUUGCCCAUUCUGUUGGGCAGCCAGAUCACAAACAAUCCGGAUCUACGGCUGGAGAGCGGUGGAUACUUCAGCGGAUACUCGAGCGCCAACCGUGCCGGUAUCUUUGCGGAGGUAGCGGUCGGUGCUGUGCCAGCGUUCCUCACGAUGCUUCCACCGGACAUGUACAACGAUUCUAUGUCGGCCGAGAUCCUGCUUUCCUCGCCGGCCAUGCAGCAAACGUUCAUCCCGGACCAUGCCAGCUUUAACGACGAGUGGACACCAAUUUCGUUGGCGCUGCAGCGUGGACGCGAUCAUGGCGUGCCGGCCUACCACAAGGCGAUCAAUCUGUGUGAAAAGCGCUUCGGUAAACCUUUCGGCAGCAAGCUUAGCUUCGAAGAUAUGCAGUACUUUGGACUGGGCCAGGGCAAGCGCGAAGUGUUGGAGAAGAUGUACCAAGAUCCAGAAGAUAUCGAUCUGCUGAUUGGAGGUUUGAUGGAAACACCCGCCUUGGGCACGGUGUUCGGACCGACGCUAUCCUGCCUGAUGGCUAUCCAGUUCGCAAACAUGCGCAGCAGCGAUCGGUUCUGGUACGAAAACGAUCUUCCUCCGUCUUCGCUGACACUGCCCCAGCUGCAAGCUAUCCGCCGUGUGACACUUUCCGGGUUGUUGUGCGAAACGAAGGACGUGUCGCGAGCCCAACCGAAAGCCUUCAUCCGCGAGGAUCCUUAUCUGAACGCACGGCUUAACUGUGAGCAGCUUGGUGGGCUUGACGUUUCAGCCUGGCGCUCGGAGCAGGAUGACGUGGUAGAGGAGUACAUGCAGGAGGAGCAACCGACACCGCCCGAGUUCGAGGAACUCAACAUGGACCUGAUCUCGAGUGCCAUGAACAAAGCGAAGACGAAGCUUAACGAACGCAAGCGGCAGGAGUACGAGGCCUGGGUGCGACAGGGAGGCAUCGAUGCCAAGUCACCGGACGGAACGGCCGCUUCCUUCAGCAAGGCUAACCGUAACGCAUUGAUCAUCGCCAACACUUCGCUGUUCUACGAGCUGGCAACGAACGAGAUCGUCAACUCGCUGCAUACCCUGCGACGUCGCAAGCGUCAAGUGUUUGACAACAAUCUGGGCGGCUUCACGAGCGACGACUUCAGCAAUGCGCUCCAAAGCGUGGAUGUCAAUCAGUUCAUUACGGGCUCGAUCUCGCCCAUCAACCUGGAACCGCAGUGCGAAAAUCUGGAAGCACCGUGUGACACCACGACGCCCUUCCGCACGCUAACCGCCCACUGUAACAACCUGCGCAACCCUGAACUAGGCCAGUCACUUACCGUGUUUGCCCGGCUGCUGCCAGCGGCGUACGACGAUGGCAUAUCACAGCCCCGAUCACUGUCCGUCACCGGUACACCGCUGCCAAAUCCGCGUUCGAUCUCCUCGCUCAUCCAUCCGGACAUUUCCAACCUGCACACGCGCUACUCGCUCAUGGUGAUGCAGUACGCCCAGUUCCUCGAUCACGAUCUCACGAUGACACCGAUUCACAAGGGUUUCCACGAAUCCAUACCCAGCUGUCGGUCGUGCGAUUCUCCCCGUACGGUGCACCCCGAGUGUAGCCCAUUCCCGGUGCCACCGCGUGAUCACUACUAUCCAGAGGUGAACGUAACCAGCGGCGAACGGUUGUGCUUCCCGUCGAUGCGUUCGCUGCCCGGUCAGCAGACGCUCGGGCCACGUGAACAAAUCAAUCAAAACACAGCCUUCCUGGAUGCGUCACAGAUUUACGGCGAGAAUGGGUGCAUCGCGAAGAAGCUGCGCGGAUUCUCGGGCCGACUGAACUCUACGAUCCACCCGAUCCAGGGCAAGGAACUGCUGCCCCAAAGCCCGGUCCAUCCGGAGUGUAAAUCGCCGAGCGGCUACUGCUUCAUUGCCGGCGAUGGGCGUGCCUCGGAACAGCCAGGUCUGACCGCCAUCCACACGAUAUUCAUGCGCGAGCACAACCGCAUCGUCGAAGGACUGCGGGGAGUGAACCCGCACUGGAACGGAGACCAGCUGUACGAGCAGGCGCGACGUAUCGUCGUCGCCCAAAACCAGCACAUCACCUACAACGAGUUCCUGCCACGUAUCCUCAGCUGGAACGCGGUCAACCUGUACGGGUUGAAGCUGUUGCCGCAGGGUUACUACAAGGAAUACAACCCAACCUGUAACCCAUCGAUCGUGACAGAGUUCGCUACGGCCGCAUUCCGCAUCGGGCACUCGUUGCUUCGUCCACACAUUCCACGGCUCAGCGUACAGCAUCAGCCAAUCGAUCCUCCGCUACUGCUGCGUGACGGAUUCUUCCGCACGGACAACUUCCUGCAGCCCGGACUGGUGGAUGAGAUUGCGCGCGGUCUCGUAGCGACGCCGAUGGAAACGCUCGACCAGUUCAUUACCGGCGAGGUGACGAACCAUCUGUUCGAGGAUCGACGCAUUCCAUUCUCCGGGUUCGAUCUGAUUGCGCUCAACAUUCACCGUGGCCGUGAUCAUGGCAUCCCGUCGUACAACAACUAUCGGGCGCUGUGCAAUCUGAAGCGGGCCCAAACCUGGGAAGACCUUGGCCGGGAGAUUCCACCGGAGGUGAUUGCACGGUUGCGUCGCAUCUACGCGCACGUCGACGAUAUCGAUCUCUUCCCGGGCGGUAUGUCCGAACGGCCGCUACAGGGUGGACUGGUAGGACCGACCUUCGCCUGCAUUAUUGCGAUCCAGUUCCGACAGUUGCGCAAGUGUGAUCGUUUCUGGUACGAAAAUGAAGAUCCAGUGGUUAAGUUUACCGAGCAGCAGCUGGCCGAGAUCCGGAAAACGACACUGGCGAGAAUUAUUUGCGAAAAUCUCGACAUCACCGGUGAUAUGCAGCGAGCAGCUUUCGAUCUACCAAGCAACUUCCUCAAUCCAAGAGUGCCGUGCAAUUCCAUGCCACAAAUUGAUCUCAGCGCAUGGAGGGAAAACGUGGUCCAGGGAUGCCAGAUCGGGGGCAAGAACGUGAACGUCGGCGAUUCGGCCUUCCCAUCACCGUGCACGAGCUGUAUCUGUACCAAUGAAGGGCCUCAAUGUGCCUCGCUACGCAUUACCGACUGUGCCCAGCUGGCCCGCGAGUGGCCCCGCGACGUAAUCCUCCGGGACGAUGUUUGCAGCGCACAGUGCGGACUGGUGCUACAGAACGCCACUCCUCAGGGCCGUAACAUCCCGAUCAGCUUGCGGCCACCUCCUCAGCGUAUUGCACGGUCCCGCAUCGUCCAGCAGCAGACGGCGACCACACCGUUCACCUUCCAGGGCUUCCAGUUCCCGGAUUUGUCGCAGUUUAUCGGUUAGACAUCCGGGUGACGGGAGCGAGAAGAGGAAGGAAAAGGGUGCUAAUGCUACGCGUGUGAGCAUUUGAACACAGACACCUUUAUUGUACAUAUUGAGCGGCCAUAAUUGAUAGUUUCUCUUUGCUGUUUUAUUUUAUUGACCAAUGAACGCCAUUGACCGGUGUUUCCGUCUUCGGUUCUUUCUGUCUGGUGUAACUGCCCAUAGAAUCCCUGUGACCUGUGGGGGUUUAGCGUCUUUUCGAGUUUUCUAGCUCUACACACGCCACUGCGCUUCCUUAAGUUAUGAUGAGCUGCGUGUUACGCAGGACAUGGGGCAUCCGACGCGUUCCGUGUGCUGUACUGUUCGCCCUUCCUAGUACACGCGCACGACUGUCCUACUGUUUUAACUACGGGCGCGCGACGUUCGAUUACAAAUUAGAGCGGAUGAAAAUGAUGAUGAAAUGGUUCAAAGCGUCAUGCGCAACAGCGCAGCAGCUAGUGAUCUAAAUGAUAUGUGUAGGACAUAUAAAUAUAUAUUUACUAUUUGUAGGCAGAAAACAAAAACGAUCGUCCAAAUUCGUACAACCGUAGUGUUGUUAGUCUACGGAGCGAAUUGCGGGUCCACUAGGGACACCAUAUCGUCGAGCAGUUAAACUUUGUAAUAAAGUGUAAUACAAUUUUCCAACCCAAA
Messenger RNA from Anopheles stephensi (Asian malaria mosquito), 5338 nucleotides. RefSeq names its product myeloperoxidase. The transcript has 9 exons. Gene Ontology annotation, biological process: response to oxidative stress. The coding region runs from base 434 to 4669 and encodes 1411 amino acids. NCBI's taxonomy places the organism in Eukaryota, Metazoa, Arthropoda, Insecta, Diptera, Culicidae. The record is from RefSeq and is a predicted model, not a curated record. Gene Ontology annotation, molecular function: heme binding; peroxidase activity.